AUGCUUUCAAUCGCCGUCGUCAUCUCUCCCACUAAAGACCCAUCCAUUCUCACCACCAUUGAAGAACCCGACGUCCUGAUUGACUUACGAACAAUGCCCGAAAUGAAAGUCCUCGUCUUGGGUCUACCCCGAACAGGCACCCAGUCCCUCGCUGACGCCCUCAUAAUCCUCGGCAUAAGCCCCGUAUACCACAUGCGCGAAGUCGCCAAAAACGCCCACCAAGAUCUCUGGAUCUCCGCCUUAAAUGAAAACCUCACCCCCUUCACCACCUCCACAGCAAACUCCCCACGGAACCCCUGGUCCAAAUUCCAAUGGGACACCCUCCUCUCCCCUUACUCAGCAGUUUCCGACUUCCCACCAGCUCUCUUCCCGGCCUCCCUGGCAACAGCGUACCCCUCGACGCCCAUCAUCCUCACCACCCGCUCCUUCGAGUCCUGGGAGACGUCGAUGCGUGACACAUUAAUUCAUGCCCACCUUAACCGGGAUCUCCACCCGAAAUCGCCCAUGGAGUCGCUGGCCAACGCCUACCACGCCUUCUGCUGGGACAACGACUUUGAAAAGAAUGGAAGAGCGUACUUUGAGAGGCAUCACGAGGAAGUGAGGGCUUUGAAGACUGGUGAGCGUGGUUUUCUCGAGUUUAGGCCUGGAGAUGGAUGGGAGCCUCUUUGUGCGAUUUUAGGGGUCAAAGUACCGGAUGUGCCGUUUCCGAGGAGUGACGAUUGGGUUGAGUAUAAGAAGAAAGUUGAGAGGGAUAGGAAGGAGGCUGGUGCUACUCAGACCAAAUAA
Colletotrichum orchidophilum is the source of this 786-nucleotide messenger RNA. RefSeq lists its product as uncharacterized. The transcript has 2 exons. The record is from RefSeq and is a predicted model, not a curated record. NCBI's taxonomy places the organism in Eukaryota, Fungi, Ascomycota, Sordariomycetes, Glomerellales, Glomerellaceae. Bases 1 to 786 code for a protein of 261 amino acids.